AUGCAACUGCAUUCACGUUUCAUUAAAGACGACGAACGAAAUGAAUUGAAAAAACAGUUUCAUAAAGGUCCUGACAAACCAGCAAUGGUAUAUCAAGUUAAAAAAGCAGAAUUGCCAAGCGAUGCCAUGGCUUCAGGUAACAGAAUGGGUUGUGGGGUUCAACUGACAACUAUGCAGAAAAUCGCAAGUGAAGGUCGUCAGCUAUCUCAAAUGGAUAGGGACAUCACUAAAUCGUUGGAUAAGAUUAGACAAAAGCUGAUAGAAAAAGAAUCUUCCCGCGAACGUCCGCCCAAUCCUGGACAUGGUGGGUUUGUUCACACGAUCGGCUAUCAUCCGCUAAUUGUUCACAUGUGGAUUGAAGAUGAAGUACGACUAUGGCAUAGUAGAUGCGGUGAUGAUAUAUCGUAUUUGGAUGCAACAGGAACAAUAGUUGCGAAUUACAAUGGCAAAAGAGUUUUAUACUACGGCCUAGUGGUCCGACACCCAAAUGAAGGAGAUCCUGCAGUAGCAGAAAUGAUUACGAGUGAUCAUAGCUCUGGCAAUAUAUGUGCGUUUAUCGAGAGAUUUAGGCGCGAUGAGUCCAGAAUAUAUAGCGGACAGUUAACUUCCCCAAGGCAAUUGAAUACAGAUUAUUCCAAAGCAAUAUUGCUGGCAGUGCUCAAGGAAUCCAACAACGAAACAUUAGAAACAUUUCUUCAACAAGCUUUUCGCAUUAUAAACAAGAGAGGAACGACAAGAGAUUACGAGCUCACAAUUCCACAUGUAGGAUGCAGUCAUUUCAUGCAUAUAGCACACAGGAAGAUCAAACAAUUGGCACGUUCUACGGAGAACGAAAGGUAUCACAAUAGCAUGUAUUCUGUGCCUUAUUAGUGAAUGCACGAACAUUAUUACACAAAUUUGUCACUAUUCUGGAAAAUAUAGUUGUAUGUCUAUCUUGUAAGAAGCAAACUAAAAUGUGUUUGGUCUCGUUCCGUAAACAUUCAGGGCGUGUGAACCACAUGGAGAAAGAAUCUAAUAUAAAUCUUAAGGAUUUUGAAACAGAGAAGGAAAGUGUGACUAAGCAAAGCCAAGAACAUGACAUUGAGAAUGAGACAAAACCUGGAAACCCCUUAGUUGACUAUUUCGAGACGAAGUUAAGCGACAUAGAGAAACGUGUUGAGAAAGAUAGUAUGCAGGCACCCGAUGCAUUAGCAGAUAAUAGAAGCUACUCCCUGCAAUUCUUGACAUUUAUCAAAAAGUACCUCACAGAAAUGCCAUUAUGGUCAGGCGUAUUAUUAGGAAGAUUGGAUCGAUACAGAAAAGAUCCUUGUACAACUAAAAAAACGGGAAGUUAA
Messenger RNA from Paramuricea clavata, 1334 nucleotides. NCBI's taxonomy places the organism in Eukaryota, Metazoa, Cnidaria, Anthozoa, Malacalcyonacea, Plexauridae. The record is from the annotation of a GenBank genome assembly.